AAGACUCUUUCCUUCCUACAAUCUAUCAUAAUCACACUAUCAAUAACACGUUCCUCUAAUUUUUUCCUUUCCAUCAUCAUUCCAAUCUGUCAUUAAUCAGCAACAAACUAUAUCCUAUUUAACACCCUUUUAUUUUUCUCCUUAGUUUUUUUUUUUUUUUUAGAAAUUUUUCUCUUUUCUCUUCAUUCUUUCUACAUUUUUCUUCCAAUGACAAUAUUCUAACAUUCACCACUUUUUUUUUCUUCUUCCCAUUCCUAUUACCUCUAUAACCCUUUUCUCCAAAAUUUCCUUCCACCCAUUUUCCUUCUGAGUUUAUUCUCCCUUCCACCAUGGGCAAUUGUUGCUCAGGUGGCACUGAUGACCCUGAAGACAAGGGAGAAGAAAAUCAACAAAACAAUAAUGCAGGUGGAGAUUCUUCAGCUACAACACCACCACCAUCAUCAAAACCAUCUUCUAAACCAUCAAAACCAGCAGCUAUUGGUCCUGUUCUUGAAAGACCAAUGGAAGAUGUAAAAGCUACUUAUAGCAUAGGGAAGGAACUAGGGAGAGGACAAUUUGGUGUAACAUAUUUGUGCACACAUAAAACCACUGGAAAACAAUAUGCUUGCAAAACUAUAGCCAAGAGAAAGCUUGUUAACAAAGAGGAUAUUGAAGAUGCUAGGAGGGAGGUUCAGAUCAUGCACCAUCUCACAGGGCAGCCUAAUGUUGUGGAACUUGUUGGUGCUUAUGAAGAUAAACAAUCUGUUCAUUUGGUCAUGGAGUUGUGUGCGGGCGGUGAACUAUUCGAUCGAAUCAUCGCUAAGGGUCAUUAUACAGAACGCGCCGCGGCUUCCUUGUUGAGAACCAUAGUUCAAAUUGUUCAUACUUGUCAUUCCAUGGGUGUUAUUCAUAGAGAUCUUAAACCUGAGAAUUUCCUUUUGUUGAAUAAGGACGAGAAUUCGCCUCUCAAAGCCACCGAUUUCGGGUUAUCCGUGUUUUACAAGCAAGGGGAAGUGUUUAAAGAUAUUGUUGGUAGUGCAUAUUACAUUGCACCUGAGGUCUUGAAGAGGAAAUAUGGACCAGAAGUAGAUAUUUGGAGUGUUGGUGUCAUGUUAUACAUUCUUCUAAGCGGCGUUCCUCCAUUUUGGGCAGAAUCUGAAAAUGGGAUAUUCAAUGCCAUCCUACGAGGCCACAUCGACUUUUCUAGUGAUCCAUGGCCCUCCAUUUCACCUGCAGCAAAAGAUCUUGUAAGGAAAAUGUUGAAUUCUGAUCCCAAGCAGAGGCUAACAGCAUAUGAGGUUUUGAAUCAUCCAUGGAUCAAGGAAGAUGGAGAAGCACCUGAUACACCUCUUGACAAUGCAGUGCUCAAUAGGCUCAAACAGUUCAGAGCAAUGAACCAAUUCAAGAAAGUUGCUCUAAAGGUUAUUGCUAGCUGCCUAUCAGAAGAAGAAAUCAUGGGAUUGAAGCAGAUGUUUAAGGGUAUGGACACUGACAACAGUGGAACCAUUACAAUUGAAGAGCUCAAGCAAGGGCUUGCAAAGCAAGGAACUAGGCUAACAGAACAAGAAGUUAAGCAAUUAAUGGAAGCUGCAGAUGCUGAUGGUAAUGGAAUCAUAGACUAUGAUGAGUUCAUCGCAGCAACAAUGCACAUGAACCGAUUGAACAGAGAAGAACAUGUUUAUACUGCCUUCCAAUACUUUGAUAAAGAUAAUAGCGGGUACAUUACCAUUGAAGAACUAGAGCAAGCUCUCCAUGAGUAUAACAUGCAUGAUGGCAGGGACAUCAAGGAAAUCAUUUCAGAAGUUGAUGCAGAUAACGAUGGUCGGAUUAACUAUGAUGAGUUUGUUGCAAUGAUGAGCAAGGGAAACCCAGAAGCAAAUACCAAGAAGAGGCGUGAUUCAACCUUGUUUUAGUAAGCGAUUAUGGGAAGAUAUUCAACGGAGACAAUAAUCUCUUCCAGCCUUGUAUUAUUAAAAAAUUCCAGUUGCUAAUGAGUGAAAAAUCACAUCACGCUUGGUAGUUGUUUGGUUGGAAAGGGAUAUCCUAUCAUAUGGGUGAGGAAUGGGUUAAGGUGAAAACAAACAAAAUAGGAGGGGGAAAAGAACUUAAACUAACCUUUGAAAAUUGUAAAAUUAUGCUAGGUCGGUUGGUUAUGCUUUUUUUUCGUUUCCUUGUAACAUGUUUGGUAUUGUAUUGUAAUUGUUGCUCACUUAGGAAUCAAAUCAAAAGGGUGUUUAUGUGUUGUCUCUUAUUCAGUACUAGGUUUAAAUAUUUGCAUUGUUAACUUUAAAUAUUUGAUUUUGAAUGCAGUUUUUAUCACUGACAGGAAA
Molecule: messenger RNA, 2309 nt
Organism: Cicer arietinum (chickpea)
Lineage: Eukaryota; Viridiplantae; Streptophyta; Magnoliopsida; Fabales; Fabaceae
Product: calcium-dependent protein kinase 34-like
Biological process (GO): protein phosphorylation
Molecular function (GO): ATP binding; calcium ion binding; protein kinase activity
Source: RefSeq, a predicted model, not a curated record